AUGGCAAGUUAUCAGAAGCACUACGAUGAUCAGGGUCGCAAGAUCGAUGAGUAUGGAAACGUUGUGAGGGAAACUGAUGAAUACGGCAAUCCCGUCAAUGCUGCCAGUGUCACUUAUGUUGCCACCACUGGAACUGGUGGUUUCGCUGGUGACACUGAUAAGCAAUAUGAUAGUUCGAAUGUCUAUGGUGUAGGCACCCGUAACCAACACAAUCGAGACACUGAUAGACAACAUGGAACUACUGGUGGCUUUGCCAGUGACACUGGUAGGCAUCACAACCCUACCGGUGGUUAUGGCCAAGACUCUGGCAAGCACCACAACACUAGUGGUGACACCGGUACACACCAUAACCCUACCUGUGCUUAUGACACCGGUAGACAAUAUGGGACUAAGGGUGGUGUUACAGGAGAAACCGGUAGUUACAAUACCGGCACCGGUGGCCCUUACUUUGGAACCAACACUGCUGACACUGGUACUGGUCCUAGAAGUGGAACCACCGGUGGCAGUGAUUAUGGAUCAACUGGUGGCACUGGUUAUGGAAGUGGAACUGGGUAUGGUAUCUACACCGGGGGAGCACACGCAGAUGCAGGGCAUGGGAAUCAGUAUCGUCAGCAUGAGCAAUCUCAUGGUGAUCAGGACAAGAAAGGGAUAAUGGACAAGAUUAAAGAGAAGCUUCCUGGAGGACACAGUGACAACAAGUAG
Sphenostylis stenocarpa is the source of this 702-nucleotide messenger RNA. The record is from the annotation of a GenBank genome assembly. NCBI's taxonomy places the organism in Eukaryota, Viridiplantae, Streptophyta, Magnoliopsida, Fabales, Fabaceae.